GGUCGACCUAGAUACCGUACAGCCGAGAAUUUAGCUGAUCUGAGUACACCUGAGCCGAUGACAGAGGAGCAAGUGUCUCAAGCUCCUCAAGAAGCUGCUGCAGCUCCUAGGGAUCAAGAUCCACCAAUCCACCAGACAUUAGCAGCCAUGACUCGUCUAGUUGAGCAGCAAGCGCAGCUAAUCGAGCAACAAACGGCUUUCUUCCAGAGGCAAGCAGCACAGCCGAGUGCAGCUACAUCUCACAUGGAGCAGCAAUUGACGCCGUAUGAAAGGUUUAGGAAAUAUGGUCCAUCUAGUUUUUCGGGAAGUGCUGAUCCUAUAGAAGCAGAGAAUUGGAUAGCUGGAAUGGAAAGAAUUUUUGCAAUCAUGGAGGUUUCAGACAACCAACGUGUGGCACUUGCAACAUUCAUGCUAGAAGGGGAUGCUCAGUACUGGUGGGAGGCUACUCAAAGACGACUGGACCCGAACUCCUCGCACGUUAUCACUUGGGCUGAGUUUACGCAAGCAUUUUAUAACAAGUACCUUCCAGCCUCGUUUCGGCGCGCCAAGGAGCGGGAAUUUUUGAAUUUGAAGCAAGGGGACCUUAGCGUAGCUGAAUAUGAAGUAAAAUUCACCAAGUUGUCGCGUUUUGCCCCGACAUUGGUAAGUGAUGAAGCUUCCAAAUGCAGUAGGUUCUUGGAUGGAUUGAACCUCAAUAUUAGGUCGCGCGUUUCCGUUCUGGAGAUCCCAUUAUUUGCAGACCUGUAUAAUAAAGUCAUUAUCGCUGAGGAGGACUUACGAGAGGAAUUUCAUCAGAGGGAGCAAAGUAGAACUCGGCCUAGUAGCUCACUUGUAGAGGGUUCCUUCCGACCCCCAAAAAGAGGCGGGUUCAUUCAAGGCUUCAAUAGAGGGAAAUCAACUUAUCAGCAGCUUCCGCAAUGGUCUCAUGAAGGUAAGGGCAUGAGGAGUCAGAGUGGUGGAAGUUAUGGUGGAACUAAUCUCUCAAGGCAUCAAAAUUGUCAGAAUUGUGGUCGAUUUCAUUCCGGAGUUUGUCAAGUGCAGUCCGGGAGUUGCUUUCAUUGUGGACGUCGUGAUCACUUAAGAAACAAUUGCCCACAAUUAAGGAGUGAGGGGGUUACAUGUUUUAGAUGUGGCAUGAAGGGACAUGUACAGAGGAAUUGUAGGCAGCCUAUAGUAGCAGUGUCAAGCAGCGCUAGUGUAGGCAAUAGGCCAUCGGCGAUGAGAGGCCGUGGGCAGAUGAGUAGCAAUAAGAGUGUUCAAAGCCGAGGGGGCGGGUCGAUGGUGAGCUCAGCAGGCCAGGCAAAUAGACCAAUGGCGCAGGGUAGAGUAUUCACCCUAACGAAGCGGGAUGCGGACGCUACUCCUACUGUUGUGACGGGGGCUGGGGAGACUGAGGUUAUACCUCCGGGAGGCUCAACUCAUUAAGUGGUCGUUUCAGGGGUGUUUAUGAGCUAGGAGCUAGACUAGCCGCACAGGAGGGCUUUGGAUAACGGGGAUCAGCGCAAAG
Molecule: messenger RNA, 1507 nt
Organism: Punica granatum (pomegranate)
Lineage: Eukaryota; Viridiplantae; Streptophyta; Magnoliopsida; Myrtales; Lythraceae
Source: RefSeq, a predicted model, not a curated record